This is a messenger RNA of Manis pentadactyla (Chinese pangolin), 879 nucleotides long. It is a transcript of the gene CLMB, whose product is annotated as chromosome 15 C16orf74 homolog. The record is from RefSeq and is a predicted model, not a curated record. Bases 218 to 442 code for a protein of 74 amino acids. The transcript has 4 exons. NCBI's taxonomy places the organism in Eukaryota, Metazoa, Chordata, Mammalia, Pholidota, Manidae.
GGGAAGGGGCGCGGCGGCGGCGGCGCCCCGGAGCGCCGGUCCGGGCGGAGCGGGCCCCGCGCACGUUCCGACCCGGGCCAUGACCCCCGCCGCUCUCUCUUGCAGGCUCGUCGCCGCGGCCCCCGGAGCCAGGCAGCCGCCGCCGCCCGCGCCCGGGCGGGCCCCGCGCGCGGCUCCGCAGUGAGCCCUCCAGGAAGCGGCCAGCAGAGGCGCCGACAUGGGGCUUAAGCUGUCCUGCCUGAAAGGCUUUAAAAUGUGUGUCAGCAGCAGCGGCCGCGACGAGGCCCCCGUCCUGAGCGAUAAGCACCUGGAUGUCCCCAGUAUCAUCAUCACACCCCCAACCCCCACGGGCAUGAUGCUGCCGAGAGACUCCAGGCAGACAGUCUGGCUGGAUGAGACAGGAUCGUGCCCGGAGGAUGGGGAAACAGACCCCGAAGCCUGAGGAGGAAGCCCGGGUCAGGAUCUGUCGGCACCUGUCCUGCUCUGGCGCCCCUCCCUCCACGUGUCCUGGGGGCAGGGCUGCUGGGACAUGUGCUGAGCACACAGCGAUUCCUGCACUCAGCCAGGAGAGAUGAGCACAGAGCCAGCCCUGCCAGCUUCCAGAGUGGUUGUUCCCGGGCCCCACUGAGCGGACCAGACCUCUCACCUGCACGUUCCUGCUGGCCUCGGUGCCGGGGAGAGACUUCCUUCUGGAUGUACACACACCCCAGCUCCCUGGGCCAUGCAAACGGGCGCCCAGGAGGUCAACACACACAAGAACUUCCUGCAAAGGAGCAGCUCUGCUUUUUAUAAGUUGUUUUACAGAUCUCAAAAUAGUCCAAAAGUGAUUUAUAAUUUCUUUUUUGCAUUGUAAAUAAAGAUCCUCUGUAACAAACAAUG